Messenger RNA from Botrytis sinoallii, 807 nucleotides. RefSeq lists its product as uncharacterized. The transcript has 2 exons. NCBI's taxonomy places the organism in Eukaryota, Fungi, Ascomycota, Leotiomycetes, Helotiales, Sclerotiniaceae. Bases 1 to 807 code for a protein of 268 amino acids. The record is from RefSeq and is a predicted model, not a curated record.
AUGACUACAACUCGCCAACAUGUGCGGGCACAGGACAUCGAAGUUGGCUGUAUACUGUUCCUUCCAAGUACAAGCUAUACGGGGGAUUUGAAAUGUAUGUGGUCUGAUGUCAAUGGCCAUCCUUGUCGAAACAGAAACAAUGGACGUUGUGUUUUGAAGCAAGAGGGGCACAAUCACCCUGUAGUGAUCAUUGGAAAACAUGAUGGACUCGAUCGGAUUAUGCCAGACAUACCUAAGCUAUCAUUUGUUCAAAUGACUCAUGGUACCCCACAGAGCGCUACUACCUCUGGACCGUCGAUUUUUUCCCCCUACGGACAUUACGAGAUCGCCGAGAGUACUGGGCGACUGAACUUUCCACAAAAUUUCCGCUCACGCUACUGGUUUCGAGGUGUUGAAUACCUCCGCCGCGGUCCAGGUAAUUUUCGAAUCCCUCAUGUUUUCUUCGCCUCGCCCGGGAGCCUUAGAACUAUGACCACGGGUCCUGGAGCACGAGCAUACGAUUCACGUUUGGAUGAAGGAUCCUAUUUGAGGUUGAUGCAACGACUAAAUCUUGAGCCGAAGCGAUAUGUACGCGAUGAUUGCUGGGACGAUGAUUGGCCUGCACUUCCCAAUGGCGACUCAGCCAAGCAUGAACAACCACCUUCCCACUCCGAUACCAGUAGGCCUUCAAGAGUUGAACCAACGGAUUCGCUCAACCAGCCGCACGGUCAUCAUAUCGCAAAUCGUGGAUGUAUGGCAGACAACUUGGAGUCAUACCUAGCAGUACCCGUCCUUGGCCCUGCCCCUCGCGGUAACGAGAUCCUUUAA